UGCCCCGAUAGCAGCUUGCUGGGGCUGGUUGAAAUCCGCACCCCGUAGUUCUAGCCGCCGGCCCUCCGUUGCUCGGUCGACCGGCCGCAGAGGAUACGUCGGAGCCCGCCAUGGCUUCUCUCGUCGCCACGGCGACGGAGACGCUGUUGUCGACGGUCACCGUGACCGUCGGUACGGCUGCCGCCGCCGCCACCGGCCCCCCUCCGCAAGGCGGCAUCUUGGAGGGGGUUAUGCCGAAUGCCUUCAUCGCGUCGAACCCGAUCCAGCUCUUCAUCAUUCAGGCCGGCAUCAUCAUCAUCCUCUGCAGGCUCCUCUAUUAUCCCUUGUCCUUCUUCGGUCAGCCUCGCGUUAUCGCCGAGGUGGUUGGCGGUAUCAUCCUCGGCCCCUCCGUUCUAGCCCGCAUCCCGGGCUUUCAGGCGGCCAUAUUUCCCACCGAAUCUAUGCCUGUCCUGAACAAUGCGGCCAACAUCGGUCUCGUCUUGUUCCUCUUCCUCAUCGGCCUCGAGGUCGAUAUCCGCCUGUUCACUUCCAAUUGGCGCGUCGCGUUGAGCGUGGGCCUGGCCGGUAUGAUUCUGCCCUUCGGCCUGGGUUGCGGCAUCGCCUACGGCCUGUACUACCAGUUCAAGGACGAACCCAACACCGUCCAGAUUGACUUUGGUGUCUAUGCGCUCUUCAUCGGUACCGCCCUCGCCAUCACCGCGUUCCCCGUGCUCUGUCGUAUCCUCUCUGAGCUUAACCUGCUGGGCACGCCGGUGGGCGUUACCGUCCUGGCUGCUGGCGUCGGAAACGACGUGGUGGGCUGGAUUCUGCUCGCGCUCUGCGUUGCCCUCGUCAACAACGCCAACGGAUUGGCUGCGCUUUGGGUUCUUCUCGUCGCCGUAGGUUGGGUGCUCUUUCUCGUUUUUGCCGUGAAGCCGCUCUUUCACUGGGCCUUGAGGAAGACGGGCAGCAUCCAGAAUGGCCCAACCCAGGCCAUGGUUGGCGUCACCAUCCUCCUCGUCCUCGUUUCGUCUUGGUUCACCAGCAUCAUCGGUGUGCACGCCAUUUUCGGCGCAUUCUUGGUCGGCUUGAUUUGCCCCCACGAUGGCGGUUUCGCCAUCCACGUCACCGAAAAGAUCGAGGAUUUGGUCACCGUCCUCUUCCUGCCCCUUUACUUCGCUCUUUCCGGGUUGAGUACGGAUUUGGGCCUCCUCAAUGACGGAAUUACUUGGGGCUACGUUGUCGGCGUCAUCGCCGUUGCUUUCACCGGUAAGAUCGUUGGUGGCACGUUGGCUGCGAGAGCGAUGAAAUUGGUUUGGAGAGAGAGUUUAACGAUAGGUGUCUUGAUGAGUUGUAAGGGCUUGGUGGAACUCAUCGUCCUGAACAUCGGCCUUCAGGCAAGAAUAUUGUCGCAGAAGACAUUCACCAUGUUCGUCGUCAUGGCGCUAGUAACUACUGUUAGCACGACACCUCUCACCAAAUGGCUCUACCCCCCGUGGUACCAGAAGAAGCUCGAGCAGUGGAAGCGGGGUGAGAUCGAUUGGGAUGGGAAACCGUUGCAGGACCCAUCUCAGCCCGGCCCCUUAGCUCAGAUCCAAAACGCCGAGAUCCGUCGCCUCCUCGUAUAUCUUCGCCUGGAUAGUCUUCCGAGUCUCUUCACAUUUAUGUCUCUUCUAGGCGACGACAAGGCGACGCCCAGGGACGAGAAGGCUCAAAACCCGGCUCCUGAAGAGGACCCCUCCCAGCCUCCGCUUUCUCAAACGCGGCGACCCCUAGAGGCUCACGCUUUACGUAUCCUGGAGCUGACCGACCGCACGUCGUCCGUGAUGAAAUCUACCGAGGGCGAUGACUAUUCUCGACGGGACCCUGUCGUCAACGCGUUCAGGACGUUCUCCCAGCUGCACGAUGUGGCCAUUUCGAGCAGCGUCAUCAUCGCUCCCGAGGACUCGUACGCUCGCACCGUUGUGGAUCAGGCUUCGACCCAGGAAUCAGACUUUGUGCUGAUUCCCUGGAGCGAAGUCGGGAGCAAUACCGAGGAUCAAUCCAUCCCGCAUAGGGUCUCCUCGGAAGACCGAUUUUCUGGAAAGUCGCACCUCGAGUUCAUCCGGCAAUCGCUAACGACGGCCGUCUGCGACACGGGAAUCUUUAUCGGCAACAGGUUCGGUGGCACUACGUCGAGUAGCACGGGCCGCCCACCGCUUCCCCGGACUAUCAGCCAGGUCUCGAUGCGCAGCCAAAGAGAGGCUGUUCUGCCACCUCUCGUCGACAAGUCCCAUCACGUUUUCUUCCCUUACGUCGGAGGUGUCGAUGACCGAGCUGCCCUACGCUUCGUCCUUCAGCUUGCUAAGAACAGACUCAUCACGGCCACGAUUGCCAACUUGCGCUUCUCCCAGAAUGGCAACCGAGGUUCGGCCGUCUCGGAGGGCGACAUGGCCCCUGCUUCGCCGGUAUCGUCCGUUUCUAAGGGCGCCAUAAACACCGAGGUCACGGCAGAAGAUAUAACCCUGAUAGCUUCUCUGAAAGCCAAUUUGCCUACCGAGCUAGCUAGUCGUGUAAAUUUUGUCGACCUCUCCGUCUCUAACAGCUCCGUGGUCGAGGAGGUGACAAAACUUGCCAAGGACACGGUCGGCAAGAACUCGCUGAACGCAGGGGAUGUCGUAAUCGUUGGGCGUCGACACCCCCGCCUCCCCGUUGAAGCGCGCACGUUGGAUCAGAGCAACACAGAGUACGAUGUGCAAAAGACGAUAGGGGUCUUCGGGCAGGUUUUGGCCAUGGGCGACGUACGGGCCAGCGUUCUGGUUAUUCAGGCUGGGAACUCGGGGUCCGAGUAACAAUUUUGACGAAUUUUGACGAAGGAUUACGGAUGAUGAUGGUGGUGGUUGGUGAUGGCUUAACGAUUCAAAUACCAGGAGUCUCGGUCUGAUUCCCAGGUUGUCCUGCAUUGCUUAAUCCUCGCGGUACAGGCGGGGUGGGUUGCUCGUACGCGUCUCCCGCGCCUGGCAAACGAGGAUGUAUAUAUAUAUAUAUAUCACUCAGUAACGGCUUUUAGAUAAAGCGGGCACAGCUGAGGUUUGGAUAUCUAGAUAUCACGCAUGAAACACGUAUAUUCGAGAUGGGACUGCUUCUUGGUGCUCUGAUGGCCGUUUACCUCUAGGUAUUGACGAUGACCAUAUAAUGAUUAGAUGCUUAGGUGGUUAAACAGCAACAGUACUGGGAACACACACACAUGUAUAUGCCUGGGCUAUCGAG
Molecule: messenger RNA, 3228 nt
Organism: Durotheca rogersii
Lineage: Eukaryota; Fungi; Ascomycota; Sordariomycetes; Xylariales; Xylariaceae
Product: K+/H+ antiporter 1
Exons: 4
Coding region: 111-2810 (899 amino acids)
Biological process (GO): proton transmembrane transport
Cellular component (GO): membrane
Molecular function (GO): antiporter activity
Source: RefSeq, a predicted model, not a curated record